Molecule: messenger RNA, 3646 nt
Organism: Musa acuminata subsp. malaccensis (wild Malaysian banana)
Lineage: Eukaryota; Viridiplantae; Streptophyta; Magnoliopsida; Zingiberales; Musaceae
Source: RefSeq, a predicted model, not a curated record
CCGCAUGUCCUGGAGCACCAUUGAACUAACUUGUGCGGUCCAACUCUGGACCUCUGAAUGCCUCAUCAAUUACAUCAACGAUGCCUCUCCCGCCCCUUCGGUUUUGAGGGUCAUCAACUUCAAUUUCGUUUACAGAUCCUCUAAUCUUAUAAUUCAUCAGCUAGCUUACUUGGGAAAACCACUGGUCCGUUUUUGUAUGGAACACGAGGUAAGUUCUUGGUUAUGGUUGAUGCCAACUUGGACCAUGGACUCUAAAUUUCUGAAACAAACUAACAGUCUUCUUCGAUGAUUUUGAUACCUAAUAUAUAGUUUGGGUUGCUUUGCUCAAAAGUUCAGCCUGUUGAAGUGGCCUCGGUCUUAGGAGGGUCCCACAUUUUUUCAAUCAAAAUGCGGGUAGAAGGGUGGGGAACGUCCCACGGUGUCCUGUUUCGUACGCCUCGGGGCGGGGGACAGGAGGGUCGGUUUUCCCGUUCCUACAAUUCUAACGGCGCCUAUGCAUUGACCCGUCUUUGUCUCUCGUAAAUUCAUGGUGCCGAUGGGGGUCCCACAUGUCGCUUUCACAAACGGGAGGACGGUCUCCGCGCACCACCGUCAUCGACGAAAGCGUCCGAUUGGAAGUGACAAGGAGGUCCCCAGGUCGGGUCCCACAUGGCGAGACCGGCGCAGCACCGGCGAGUAGGAAGAGGUUGAUUGCUCGGUUCCAAAUCCCGAUCUCUUCCGCCCGUGCAGCGCCUCUUUUUCUUCCUCUUAAAUGCUCGCUCUCCCUAUUAUUUCCCGCCCACGACGCCCACCUUUUUUUCCCCCUCUCGCCCCUCGUUCUUUUCACACCCCUCUCUCUCUCUCUCUCUCUAACAAAGAGAAGACGAAGACGAUAAUAAAAGAAACCCGGCGGGGAAUGAAGAACCCCAAGGUUCAAACCCCUUCGUUCCCUUGCCUCUAUUCGUACCCCUUCGUCGAUCCCAAAUCCUAGAUUCCUCGGGGGGCUUGCCAUGCCGGAUCUCGGCAACCUCCUGCUUCCCCUCCCCGCGGCGCACCCCCCGCACCGCGGCGACCCUUCCUCCUCCUCCUCCUCCACCUCUUCCUCCCCCCGUCACGAGAUCCUAGAUGCAGGGGAUGCCGGCCUCGACCGCAAGUGUAGCCGCCCGUUCAAGCAGGAGCGCAAGACGGGGAAGAAGGCAGCCGAUGGAAAGGCCUCGCUGGCCGAUCACGUGAGCGCUUGGCGGGAGAAGAAGAUGGCUGCCGGGGUUCCCGACAGGGAGUGCUUCUUGCCUUUCCUCACUAAUGCUCCAAGAAUGGUUGAUUGCCACAUGUGCAAUAGGUGUAUCUACCCUGGAGAAGAAUUGCGAUGUUCAGUUCUUGGUUGUCAAGAAGCUUACCAUUUGACAUGUGCCAAGAAGCUGAUUGGACCCUCCACUUCAAAACCUUUCAAGUGCCCUCAACAUGGCUGUUUUGUUUGCAAGCAGAAAGCAUAUUGGCGUUGUGUAAGAUGCACAAUGGCAGCACAUACCAAGUGUGCACCAUGGCCAGCAAAUGUCAUUUACUUCAAAAAUCGACCAGGGAGAGCCAUUUGCUGGAGACAUUCUUCUGAUUGGCGUCUUGAAAAGAAGCAUGCAGAUCUUACAAGUGAUGUUGAGGAAGCAUUUGUCCGCUUGCCUCUUCCAUAUGUUGAUGAAGAGUUUAAGAUGGGAACCAUCUUGAAAGAUGUUGUGGAGAACAAGACUGAGCCAGCUCCAUAUGUACAUAUCCGACGUAAUGUUUACUUAAUUAAGAAGAAGCGUGAUGGUGCUGAGACUGGUGUCGGAUGCAGUAACUGCGGCAGUAAUUCCACAUGUAAGGAGAAUUGUGAAUGCAGGGGCCUUUCAGUGAGCUGUUCCAAGGCCUGUCGUUGUUCUGAUAUGUGCAGAAACAGACCCUUCCGCAAAGAGAAAACGAUUAAAGUUGUUAAGACUGAAUAUUGUGGAUGGGGAGUUGUGGCUUUGGAAGUUAUGGAAAAGGGAGACUUUGUGAUAGAAUAUAUUGGAGAAGUUAUUGAUGAUGCUUUGUGCGAACAAAGGCUGUGGGAUAUGAAACAUCGAGGCGAUCAGAACUUCUACAUGUGUGAAAUACAUAAAGACUUCACAAUUGAUGCAACUUUCAAAGGGAAUGCUUCUCGAUUUCUAAACCACAAUUGUGAUCCAAAUUGUAAACUAGAGAAGUGGCAAGUCGAUGGGGAGACACGUGUUGGUGUUUUUGCUUUACGUUCAGUAGACAUUGGGGAGCCUUUAACGUAUGAUUACAGGUGUGAGUGGACAAAGUAGGAAAAUUUGAGCAUUGGAGGCUUUCCAUCGGGCUCCUGGGAGCACUGGUUGAAUAGAUACGGACCUGUCCUGCCUUCAUGAAUCAAUUGUCUAACCUGGCCACUCUAAUGACUCACCAUAAAAGCUUGGGCAUGUUGGCCCACCUAAAUUACUAUUGCAAGGUAAUUGCUAUGCUAACUUGAUUGUUUCUUUUCUUUUCUUUUUUAUAUUAUAUUGUACAAUAUAGAGGGCAAGCCUUGGUAUAACAAUAAAGUUUCUCUUUUGUAACUUGGGUGUUCAGGGAGUCACAAUGGAAACAUUCUCUAUUUUGGUAGGGUAUGGUUGAACACGUUGACCCUCAGAUAUUGCAUGAGUGAGAGUCUCAUGCACUCAGUUCACCCUCUGUUAUGCUGUAUAAUAUUGUCAAUUAAUUUCUUCUAUUUCAGGCUAUUGAAUUCAAUGAAGGUAAAAAAUUGUUUUUCAGUUCCCCAGUUGUAUUUUGCUUGUUUGUGUAAUUACACAUUUCCACCAAUAACCUCUUUGUCAAGUUCCAUUCCUAGCGUCGCACUUUGCAUGUUUAAACCAACUUAACUGCAUCUAUUGCUGCAAUUGAAGUUCUUGAGUGGUGAUCAGCACACCUUUGUCCCUUCAGUUUUAAAAAAGUGAAUUGACAAAUGUUUCUGAGUGGUUAUUAGCACGUAUUGUAAGUGUUGUUUGUUAGCUUUUUUUUAUGGACUAUGCAGAAUAGUAAUUCUGAGAUAGAUGUUUCGUGCUUGUUUAUGUAGAUUUGUGCACUUUGGACCAAUGGUUAAAUGCCAAUGUGGAGCUUCCAAAUGCCAAGGAUAUCUGGGUAGCAAGAGAAAGUUAAACCAGAUGCCAUCCUCCUGGGGAUGUAAAAGAAAGAGAUCUAUUGCCCUUCAUGGUGCCAAGUAAAUAUCAUUCAUUUUCAAGUACUAUUUGUGAUUUGUUAAUUUUUUCCUAGCUUUGGGCAGCAAAAUCUGGCACCCUUGCCUCCUGUGCUGCUUCUUUGUGUUUAAUUUGUGUCCCACUUUUAUAUGCUUCUCGUUAACUGCCAUCGCCUCCCAUUUGACCUAUUGUUGUUGUAGCAUAUGUUGUUAUUGUAUUCAGUAUGAUCUGUUAUAUGAAAUAGACAUUAAACAAGUUAUUGGUGUAUGAUUGUACUCAGUCGGAUCUGUUAUGUCAAUAUGAUAUCAAACUGUAGCCUCGGAAGUUGAGAAGAUGAUCUGAUGUUUUGGAUGUUCAAAUGGAUAUUGUACAAGGUUGAACUUAGUCUAGAUUUAUUCGGGUGCCGUAAUGUCUGUCUGUAAGCACACAACUAUUUUUAUGAUACUAUUUUAUUGCAGUUCCAG